Molecule: messenger RNA, 2947 nt
Organism: Stegastes partitus (bicolor damselfish)
Lineage: Eukaryota; Metazoa; Chordata; Actinopteri; Pomacentridae
Gene: slc60a2b
Product: major facilitator superfamily domain containing 4B
Exons: 4
Coding region: 313-2202 (629 amino acids)
Molecular function (GO): D-glucose transmembrane transporter activity
Source: RefSeq, a predicted model, not a curated record
GCGCGCCUCCAGCAGCUAUACGUUACUGUUGACAUAUGGAAGCUCGGCGGCGGCUGCAGCGGCGCUACUCCGCUGUCAUCCUCUCAACCAUCCAGCCGCUUUAAACAUGAGCGACUCCGUUUGAACCGUCAAACCGGGAGGAACCUUCACAGCGGAGGUCUCCGCAGGAGGAGGAGGAGGUGGGUCAAAUAGCUGACCAUUGCGGUUUUCCUCGGUUUGUUGACGGAGCGCUGACGGAGCACCAUCAUCAUCAUCAUCAUCAUCAUCGGCGGCGGCGGCGGCGGAAGCUUCAGCAGUGACUGACUGACAGGUAUGUCCACAUCCGCGACCCGAGACGCGGUGGUGAAGAAGAAGCACGUCCGCUUCGCCAGCAUGGAGGACGACGACGACAACGACGAGCAGGAAGAGGACACCCUGUUUGACAAGAGGAAGGACACGGGCAGGGGGCUGAAAAGCGCUCUGAAGGCGGGCAAGAGGAGCGCGAAGCCGGGAUGCGACGAGCGGGUGGAGGUGGUCGGCGGGGGAAGGGGCGGCGGUGGAGCGUGCGGCCGCUGGAUAGUCACCCUGGCGCUGUGUGGCUCCUUCCUGGGCUUGGGGAUGAGUAUCUCCGUUCUUGGCCCCACAUUCCACGAUCUAGCUGUGAACGUGAAGCAAGACAUCAGCAACAUCUCGUACAUCUUCGUCGGCCGCUCCGGGGGCUACAUCGGUGGAUCCCUGUUAGGAGGCCUCCUCUUUGACUGCAUGAACCCCUACGUCCUGCUAGGUUCUUCGAUGCUGAUCACCGCGUUUGGAAUGUGUGCGAUCCCUUUCUGUAAGCAGGCUCUGCUGCUCACCGCGUUCAUGUCCAGCAUCGGGAUGUCGAUGGGUGUUCUGGAUACAGGUGGAAACGUGCUCAUCCUGAACACUUGGGGGGAGCAGGCGGGUCCCCACAUGCAGGCUCUGCACUUCAGCUUCGCCGCCGGAGCCUUCAUGUCUCCCAUCAUAGCCAAGCUGGUGUUUGGGACCGACGGCAACAGCAGCAGCGUCGGAAUCACACCGACCGAGUCCACGCCUGCCAUCACCACCAUACAGGCCACCAAAGCCCCCGAUACAAUAAUCCGCUACAUCCACAGCAAGGGCAGCAGCCUCAAAUCCAUGUGGGCCUACAUUGUGAUCGGCGGCUUCAUCUUCCUCAUGUCCUUCCUCUUCUUCAUCCUCUACUCUCGCAGCAGCACGUCACGUGACAAAGCCCGCGCAGCGUCAACAAAGCCGCUGACGGCCAAACACCACAAUGCUCUUGUCGCCCUGCUCUUCUUUUUCUUCUUCGCCUAUGUAGGUGCAGAGGUAGCGUACGGCUCCUUCAUCUUUACCUACGCCAAGGACUAUGUUAAGAUGAAGGAGCCACAGGCGGCCGGGCUGAACUCGCUGUUCUGGGGGUCGUUCGCUGCCUUUCGAGGUUUGGCCAUCUUCUUUGCAGCCUGCGUGUACCCAGGAACCAUGAUCCUGCUCAGCCUGGUUGGCUCCACCGUCUCCUCCCUGCUGCUCUGCCUCUUCAGUAAGGAGCAGGCGGCGCUGUGGCUGUGCUCCGCCCUCUACGGGGCAUCCAUGGCCACUACCUUCCCUAGUGGCAUCUCCUGGGUGGAGCAGUACACCACGGUGACGGGCCACACGGCGGCGAUUUUCGUGGUGGGGGCGGCGCUUGGCGAGAUGGUGCUGCCGGCGCUGGUUGGCCUCCUGCUGGGAAAGUUCCAUGACCAGCCACUGCUGAUGUACCUGUCGCUGGUCACCGCCACCUUCACCUCCAUCCUCUUCCCCGUCAUGUACAAGCUGGCGUCGGCGCCCAGCAGCCAGAGCAGGAAGCCCAGAGCCAGGGGCCGACCAGAAUUGGACGACAGCGAGUACCGGCAGGCGCUGCUGGACUCUGGUGUCAACGAGGAGGAAGAGGAGGAGGAGGAGGAGGAGGAGGAAGAAGAGCAGGAGAACGAAGCUGAUCAGUGGAACGACGCAGACUUUGAGGUCAUUGAAAUGGACGACACGUCGAGUCUUGUUAACUCGCCCAGCAAGCCGUCUUCUCCUCCUGACGUUGCCGCUGCCGCCUCCAGCAGCCAGGAGACGGAGACGGAGCCAGCAGCCGGGGCGCCGUUUUCAGACGCCAUCUCUCUGGAGGGAGACUCCCCGAGCGAUGCGCUGCUGCUGUCUCUGGACAGAGAGAAAAGAGACUAAAAGCUACAUCUGUGACUCCAAAGUGCUGCCAAUCUCACACCCUACACUGGAACAUGUGUUAUCCAGGAAGCUCCGAUGUUUAUGUACAGUUCUUGGAUUUACUGUGCAGUGAAUGCAACACUGGCUACUGACUGCGGCUUUACGAUGUGUCAACUCAGAGUUUGAAGAAAAAGUUUCAGGCAUCUUUUAAAGCUUUUGGACUUCUGCUGGAUGGUGAUCAGAUUUUACUGUUUUAAAUAAUUUAUCAUAUUGAUUCUGUGUGAUCCUCCUUCCCUCCACGGUGAGAUCAACGGUCAUGUGAUGCGACAAAACAGCUGCUUCAGGGCUGAGAGGAUUUCAGUGCCUUGCAUGAGGACACGUGAGCAGAGUGGAUGAGUUGAACCAGGGACGGUCACCCUCUUCAUCACCUGCAAGACUGAUCUUUAAAUGUCAUUUUAUUUUGCACUACUGCAGUUAUUUAACAGCAGCGAUGAGAAGAUAGACGGCAGUAAAUUUUUUUUUUUGUCGCACUUUCGUAAGGAUCCAAUUGUUGUUUUUUUGUUUAAUUUGUCUGUUUGUCUGUCAUGUAACGUGACUUGUGGUUCUCCAAAUCACACGUGUCUUCACUGUGAUUCAUCUUAUGAUUUGAUUUUGGGAUAAACCGAAUAACUGAAGAAAGAAGGCAUUUUAAUACAUUGAUUUUUUUAUUAUAUCAAUCUCAAACCUCCACCCACAGCAAUGUCCAUUAAAAACAAACAAAAAAACA